UAAUGAAAUGUUUAAUUUACAGAGAAGAAAGAUUAAUAAAUAUCUCCAAGAUUAUCAGUAUUGAAGCAAGAAAGAGAGAAAAAAGAAAGAAAAGAAAAAAAGAAGAAGAAAGAAAAGAUGGGCACUGAUGUUGAUGUCAUAGAAAGAAAGAUGAUCAAACCCUCAUCUCCAACUCCAUCUCACCUCAAGAAUUUGAAGCUCUCUCUUCUAGACCAGAUCAUUCCUCCAAUGUAUGGCCUCAUUGUGUUCUUCUACCCAGCCGAAGCCAGCUCAAACAAUUCAGACAGGUCAGCUCGCCUCAAAGACUCGCUGUCUCAAACUCUGACCACUUUCUACCCCAUGGCCGGCCGUACCAAGGCCGAUGAACCCUCCAUCGAUUGCUCGGACGACGGAGCUUUGUUCGUCGAAGCCAAGAUAGAAAUCAACCUUUCCGACUUUCUGGGUCAACCGGACACUGAUCGGUUGAACCAUUUUGUUCCCACCAAUGAUCCAACAACUGCCGAGCUAGCUCAAGGCUGCAUAACACAGAUUCAGCUCACCGCAUUUCAAUGCGGAGGUACGGCCGUCAGUGCCUGCCUUUCUCAUAAAGUAGGCGAUAUAUCAUCCCUCAUUUCUUUCCUUAAUAGCUGGUCUUCUACUACUCGUGAUGAUCCUUAUUCAGUAAUUGGGCAUCCUCCGGUUUUCAUUGGCGACUCAUUGCUUCCGCCGAUUGACAUGUCUUUGAUGCAGCGAAAGGACACGAGAUCGGAGAAGUUAGUCUCCAAGAGAUUCGUGUUCGAAGCCUCAAAGAUUGCUCAACUUAAGGCCAAAGUGAGUGCAGACAUGGAAGAACUAAGCCAGAAGGACCACUACUACACGUCUCGAGUGGAAGUGGUUUUGGCUCUGAUCUUGAAGUGUGCGGUGGCUGCUUCUAGGACUGUAAGAGGGUCGUUUAAGCAGUCGGUUCUGUUCCAAGCGGUGAAUCUACGGCCGAGAAUGGAUCCUCCAUUGCCCGAAAACUCGAUUGGAAAUCUCCUCUGGUUUCUUCCGGUUGUGAUAGAAGAGAGCGACAUGGAGCUGGGGAUUGUGGUGCACAAGAUGAAGAAGUUAGUGAAUGAGUUUGUGAAUGACAAGGCAAUGAAAUUCAAAGAUGAUGUUUUAUCAGUGCUUGGUGAAUUUUCCAAGUGGAGAGAUUUUCAAGAGAUGGAACUUUAUAGCUGCUCAAGUUGGUGUAAGUUUCCAUUAUAUGAAACCGAUUUUGGAUGGGGAAAGCCUAUGUGGGUCAGUAGUGCAAGCCUAGCAUUCAAAAACUCCAUAAUUUUGGUGGACACAAAAGAAGGGGAUGGAGUCGAAGCUUGGGUCACUUUGGACGAAGAAAAUAUGGUAAUAUUUGAAAAGAAUGGCGAUCUUUUGAAUGCAGCUACCUUCAACCCUAGUGCACUUGACAUUACUACCCAAAGUUUAUGAUCAUAUUCACAUAUGAUCGAUGUAUUUUGCUUCUUUACCUUUUAGUGUUUGUACCUUCGAAUCAUUAUUAUUAUUAUUAUUAUUAUUAUUA
Humulus lupulus (European hop) is the source of this 1537-nucleotide messenger RNA. Its product is annotated as stemmadenine O-acetyltransferase-like. The transcript has a single exon. The record is from RefSeq and is a predicted model, not a curated record. Lineage: Eukaryota; Viridiplantae; Streptophyta; Magnoliopsida; Rosales; Cannabaceae. The coding region runs from base 118 to 1446 and encodes 442 amino acids.